Molecule: messenger RNA, 2362 nt
Organism: Bufo bufo (common toad)
Lineage: Eukaryota; Metazoa; Chordata; Amphibia; Anura; Bufonidae
Exons: 9
Coding region: 1-2040 (679 amino acids)
Molecular function (GO): protein binding
Source: RefSeq, a predicted model, not a curated record
AUGGCAGCCCACAACAUCCAUCUGCAGAAAGCUGGAGGCAGAGAGCGACUAGCAAUGGACUGCAAGGUCCCCAGCAGUGACAUUAUCCCGGCAGUGGCUGCAAGGCUAAAAUAUUAUGUUGCUAUAGAAAGAAAAGAAGCUGGGUUUGAUCUGUCCGUAAAUCAGCAAGAUUCAGAUGGGAAACAUCGACUGUACCAGGUGCCAGCAACAAGUGACAAUGUAGAUUAUGAAAUCGCCGUCCACACCACAGCCAGAUUUCAAGAAGAAACUACGCCCUCCAUGUUCAUACGACUGUAUGGAGAAAGUGGCAGAACAAAGACACUUUCCCUUCAAAAUCCUUUGGCUGCCACCAUUACCUCCAGUGCUGACCGGGCUUUUACUUUUUAUGUCAAGACAAAGGAUGUUGGAGAACUGACUGAUUUAUCUAUGGGAAUUAAUACAAAAGAUAAAGCUUGCAUUUGGUAUUGCAUAAAGGUUAUUGUAAAGAAGGGGACACAAAAGUACAUAUUUCCAUAUAACAAUUGGUUUUCCUCAUAUACCAAAAACUGUCAGACGAAAAAAGAUAAGUGUAGGCCAACCACAAGUAAACCACAAAGCAGCAAGAACAUUUCCUGUCUUGUAUCAUCUAAGAAAGUGGAGUUUCCAAUCACUCAUGAUGGAAAACUAGAAACUUCUAAGAAAGAAAGCGACAAAGAUUUAGAUAGUUGGAAGAUAAAUAACAAGAAGUCAAUCCAGUCGCCAAGAACAGCUGAAGGAAACACAUCGAAAACUAGAACAUUGAUAACAAGAUAUGGUUCGUCAGAGAGAAGACCUCAGGGCAUUCCUAGCUCUAAAAAAGCCACAUUUCAAGCAUCUUCAGGAAAGACCAGGACAAGCAAAGAUACAUCUGAUCAAGUCACACUGAUGACAGAAAAACAUUCUACCACUAUAAUGUCAGAUGGUAGCAAGGCUCAACCUCUACUUGGUGAGGACACCAUGUAUAACAUUACAUCUAGUAACACAAGUACAAAGAGAGAUCUGACCAUACAGAGUAAUAUACAGCCUCCGAAGUACAGACGAGCAAGCAGUCCAGCCAGCUAUGUGUUCUUCGCUCUUGAAAACAAAGAGUCAUCAACCAUUGAUCAAGUGAAUGAGUGUACCAAGAGAUAUUUACAAGAUGGUUCUAGUGGUCCAAAGUUGAGAAUCAGAAGAAGAGCAUUCUCUGAGAUGACAAACAUCGAGUCACAGCGUUCUGGUGAAGGCAAAAACUAUAUUAGUUUUAAUAGAACAUCUUCACAACUUGCUUUACUUCAAGAACUUCUUUCAAAUUCUGUGAAUAAUGUGACUUCUGGGUCACUGGACUCUCAGCCUUUUUCAAGCCGUGAGAAUAGUGAAGAAACAAGAGCUCAAUGUGGAGCAGAUGAUGAAGUCCAUGGAGACCAUACACACAAGAAUGACUAUGACAAAUUGUGCUCUCAGCUGGAUUGUGCAGCUGCAAAGACAUCUGGUUACACCUGUUCAUGUGGAGAGCACAGCGGCUACGAGACAGACUCUACAUUAGAUGAGGAAUUUAUCUUUUCAGAUACUUCACUGGAUCUAAGCCUGUCAGAUGACGAUGAUUCUGAUUCCUCCUCCAAAUUUGAUGUUUUAGGCAACUGUCCAGAAUACAAUAAUGAGGAAGAUAACCUUGACGUGAUGGAAAAAUCCAAGCAUCAGAUUCACAGGCAGAGAAGAGUGGAAUCUUGUAGUGAAAAUUCAAGUGUCUUUCAGCGCUCAUUAGCCGCAAUCAACAAUGGAGAUGACAGAACGCUUAGGAUUUUGUGCCAGUCCCAUUUCUUUUUACCUAGUGUAACAGAUGAAGAAGGAAAAACGCUUUUACAUCAUGCGGCCGAACAGGAUAAUCCAAGUAUUUGUCAGGUGCUCUUGGACACAAAUAUUGGCCUGGUGAACAUGGACCAGCGGGACACGUUUGGGAAGACUGCUUUACACUAUGCUGGAAAAAAAGGAAAUCCAAAAACUAUAAAGACGCUUAUGGACAAUGGUGCAAACUUGGAAAUCUGAUGAAUAUCUGUAAAUAGGUCAAUUAUAAAUGUGACACAUUUCAUGGUUUAACGUGUAGUUUUUAAUGUCCCCGGGUAUAGGUGUUACUUCUCACAUUACAACCCAUUAGUAAAAGAGUGCCCCCAUAUCAAUUACUUUUAGAAAUUCAAGUUCUGUUUGCAAAUCACAUCAGUCUGAGGCAUCUGGUCACAUUUAUGUCCGAAAUUCCAUCAUGAUGGGAAAAAUAACGCAGCAUAUUUCAUUAUUCUUCCUGUCGCAACGAUGGACCCAAUAUAAAAGUCAGUGGGGUCUAUUGGACAUCUCUGGUGAUACAGAAGGCUGU